Messenger RNA from Meloidogyne enterolobii, 696 nucleotides. Lineage: Eukaryota; Metazoa; Nematoda; Chromadorea; Rhabditida; Meloidogynidae. The record is from the annotation of a GenBank genome assembly.
AUGAGCGAGGAUCAAAAAAUUAUUAAACAUGAGGGUGUUAAAUAUUAUAAAAAGGAAGGUCAAUGGCAUCGUUUGGUUCCAGUUGAAGAUGACAAAGUGCCUGUUGCUAAAAAAUCCAAAAAAGGUCAAUAUUAUCGUUUGGUUCCAAUUGGAGAAGACAAAGUGCCUGCUGACAUUAAAACCAAAAAAUCCAAAUUAAACCUUCAACCAGAAAUUCUACUCGAUAUAUUUAAAUUUCUCAACUUUGUUCAAUUAUUGGCUGUUCAACAAACAAAUUUUUAUUUCAAAAAUUUUAUUGACACACAUGAAAAGCUAUUGGCAAGGAAGAAAUACGAAAGACUUGAAUUUAUUAUUCCUGACCAAUUAUAUUUCGAUGUAGAUAGGUAUGAAGAUUAUAAGCCAUAUCCUAAACUUUAUUACUUGGAAUUGGUUGAAAAUGGAUUUUAUGAAAGCGAGUGUGGAUUCAUUAAACUAGACCCUCAACUUUAUGAUUUCAAGUUGAGUGAACAACUUAAAGAAAAGUGGAAGGCCGGAAUAGAAAACUCAAUUCCUAUGUUUUUAACAGGGGACGAUGUUAACAAGAGACGACGACCCAUUAAUACUAUUUUCUGCGAAUUGCUACAUGAUUACAAAGUGGAUAAAGGUUACUUAUUAUUUGAGGUUAUGGAAUAUGUAAUUAUGAGUCAUUUUUUUUGA